Messenger RNA from Saprolegnia parasitica CBS 223.65, 2427 nucleotides. RefSeq lists its product as hypothetical. The record is from RefSeq and is a predicted model, not a curated record. The transcript has 7 exons. Bases 1 to 2427 code for a protein of 808 amino acids. Gene Ontology annotation, cellular component: cytosol. Gene Ontology annotation, biological process: cellular response to amino acid starvation; regulation of translation. Gene Ontology annotation, molecular function: protein kinase regulator activity. Lineage: Eukaryota; Oomycota; Saprolegniomycetes; Saprolegniales; Saprolegniaceae.
AUGUGCGCGAUGGUCAACGACGCCAAGGACCUCACGCCGUAUCUCCUCGACACGAUCGCGCCGUAUCCUCCAGAUGCAGCUCCCGAGGUUCGCAAGGUCGCGUCCAAAGCGCUUGGAUUGUUUGUCAAGGCGCUCGGCAAGGGCUUCUCCAAGUACCUUGCCGAGGCGAUCCAGAUGAUCGUGUCUGGUCUCUCGCAUGAGUCGGAAGGUGUACGUGACGUGGCCAUGCGCUUUUUUGUCGUAAACGCAUACGCGCUUUCCAACACGAAGAAUCUAUUUGACGACAACUGGUGCAUUCGUGAGUCGUCGAUCUCGCUCCUCGGCGACUUGUUGUACCACGACAGCGGCACGCAGAUGGUUGUCAUGUGUGCCAACAACGACGAAGACGGCGCCGAUACAGGCAGCGCCGCUGGCGAGAAGGCGAUGCUCGAGAUCCUCAGCAAGCCGCGCCGCGACGCCGUUCUCGCUGCGCUUUGCAUGAUGCGCUCGGAUACGUCGGCCGUUGUUCGCCAGAGCACGCUCCAGGUGUGGAAGAGCGUCGUCUCCAACCCGCCCAAGACGCUGCGCUCGAUCCUCGAGACGCUCGUGCAAGCGCUCUCGGGCAAGAGCCUCGGCGAGUGUGUCAUACCCGAGGUCGUCCUUAUCCUGCGCGCGGGCCUCGACCCGAUGAGCCCCGCCGGCAUGCGUCAAGGCGUCUGCCUCGAACUCGCCGAGACGCUUGUCGUUGCGGUCGAAGACGCACUUUGCGACGCGCCGCCCGAGAGCAUGUGCUACCGCUCGUUUGACGAGCUCAUCCCGCGCCUCCUCAAGCGUAUCACGUCGGUGGACGACCUCGUCCAAGAGCGCGCGCUUGCUGGCCACCAGAAUGUCAAGGUCAAGUCGCGCGAGGUGCUUCCGUACCUCGUGCCGCGCCUGCUCACGACGCCGAUGGCCUUGUCCAACGUCCAAGCGAUCGCGCGCACUGCGUCCGUCUCGGCGCUCUUUAACAACGCCGUUUCGGUCGUCACGAGCCGCCCGGACGACGAUAGGGUGGCAGCGAUCCAGCACUCGGUGCGUGCGGUUGCGUUGAGGGUCGAGGCGGCCGAUGUCCAGUGGCUUGCCGCUGAAAUUUGCAAGUACUGCGAAGCCGACAUUGCUGAGACGCGGUAUCUUGCGUGCUGGCUCAUCGCAGCCUUUUGCCAGUCGGCGACUGUCUCGUACGUCGAACAAGUCCCGAUCUUUCUCAAGUAUGUCCUCGCGCGCUUCAACGGCAGCGACGUGUCGGUUGUCGAGGCUGCUUUCUUGGCGUUUAGCAGCCUAAACACGACGACCAGGCCUGACGAGCUCGCCAAGCGCAUCGACUUUAUUUGCAACAACCUCAGCUCGAUUUCAGUGACGCGUGCCAUCGCAAGGGCGGUGUUGGUGCCACAGAUCUCUUUUUCUUGCCGGCGCUUGCGCUGCCCAAGGCCUCGACCCGUUCCUGCCGGCCUACCAGCACGCACUCGUGAACGGUACGCCCAAAGCGCGCCAGUUCGCUGCGGCUGGCCUCGACGAACUUGUGCGGCUGGCGUCGCCCGCGUACCUCAAAGCGUUCUCGCCAAUAUCACAGGUCCGCUCAUCCGUUCUUGCCGCGGCUGCAGACGGCAUUCUUCACGGCGCGAGCGCGUCUGUGCGUGCGGUGGCCCGGCCUUUGUCCACCUCGUUCUCGCCCCAUAUCGACCCGCUCAUUGCCGAGCUCACGGCCAAGGUUGCGUCGACGAAGGCGGCAUCUUGGAGGCCAACCUUGACGCGCUCGUUGCGAUUCUCACCCGCGUCGGCGCCAAGGUCUCGGCAUCGGCAGUGCUCGCGGUGGAAGACGUCCUUCGCGGUCACCUCGUCACGAACUGUGACCUCCUCCGUGUGCGCGCGAGCAACGACCUUGCCCUCACGCUCUCGCUCGGCGGCGAAAAACAUCAUAGUCUCACGAUGAUCGAGGAGCUGGACCCUUCUUCACUCGGCGGCGUUGCCACCACGCUUGCGGUGCCGGUCAUUCCGACGCUUGUGGCGCUCGCCCGCGACGAGAACCCGCUCGUCAAGUCGUCGAGCUUCACAGCGCUUGGCCUCGCGGUCAAGGUCGACGCGGCGCUUGUGUCGGUGGACGUUGUCCAGGCGUUCGCUAUGGGGUUCUCGGACACCGCCAACAAGGUCGUCAACCGCACGGCUCUGCGCAUCGUCAAGCGCAUGGCCAAGGUCGUCCCGAAGCAUGUGCGCCUGCACUCGGGCACGCUCGUGCCGCCGAUUUUUGCGCUCAUCAAGAGCCCAACAUCAACAUCGAGCUCGGUGCCGAGAACGCUCACGGAAUACUGCGCAAGCGCCGAGCAAGGCAAGCUCCUCGCCGAGUACGGCCGCCAUGUUCUCUCCAAGCUCAAGGUCAACGGAGACGACAGCGACGACGAAGGCGUCGAGUAG